Messenger RNA from Manihot esculenta (cassava), 510 nucleotides. RefSeq names its product calcium uniporter protein 3, mitochondrial-like. The coding region runs from base 1 to 510 and encodes 169 amino acids. Lineage: Eukaryota; Viridiplantae; Streptophyta; Magnoliopsida; Malpighiales; Euphorbiaceae. The record is from RefSeq and is a predicted model, not a curated record. The transcript has 2 exons.
AUGGGGGAAAGCCUGAUGGAAAAACUCAGGUCCUUUGACAUCGCAAAGAGUAGGAUCAGAUUGGACGGCCUGGUACCACCGGAAACCAACUAUUUAGAUGGAUCUAGGCCGGAGAGGGAACCGGAGAAGGAAGGAGAUAAUGACAUCUUCAGACGGUUGUUCCACAAGAGAGCCCUUCUCCAGACGCCUGCCUCCCCGGAGCUCCGUUCGAUGCAAAUGGGGAAAAGCCUGAUGGAAAAACUCAGGUCCUUUGACAUCGCAAAGAGUAGGAUCAGAUUGGACGGCCUGGUACCACCGGAAACCAACUAUUUAGAUGGAUCUAGGCCAAAGAGCGAACCGGAGAAGGAAGGUUUGUCGGCAGAGGAUGUGAGGAAGUUACUCUGGGCCGCGCAAUUGGAAAUGGUGAAAUCAAGGCUCAGAGAGGUGGAGAAUAGCUGGAUAUCUUAUCGGCCCCAAGCCCAACCUAGCAGAUUUCGGUUUGAACAGAAUCCGAAUGGAACUCUUCUUUAA